AUGGAGAAGCUGUGCCCUGGCGUGGAGCCUGGUGGAGGCAGGGUGUGGGCGUGCCUCUUCAAGCAGAGGGCUAGUCCAGACAUGCCCCGGGAGUGCGCCGAGGUGGUCAUGGCCCACCAGAAGCUCAAGCACAGCGAGUUCUUCCUGAACCCGAGCCUGGCGAAGCACUGCAGAGCGGACGCGGAGAGGCUGUGCCCGAGCGAGUUGGCCAACGCAUCCAAGAGGGACUUCACCAGCCACGGAAGCGUCAUAAGUUGCCUCAUCAAGAAGCGCAGCGAGAUCAACAACCCGGACUGCAUCAAGGCCGUAGGCCGCAAGCACGGUGAGCGCGCGGCCGAUGCCAGCAUGGACCCCGCGCACAGGUCGGUGUGCAGGGCAGACAUCGACGCGUAUUGCAGGGAGGCGGAGGAGAGGCAGAAGCAUUCCCGGGGCACGAAGGGCCUGGUGCACAAGUGCCUGCAGUACCACAUGAGCGUGCCUGGCACCAUCUCGGACGCGUGCGCCGAGAAGGAGAAGGCCUACAUGCUCGCAGCCUCGAAGGACACCCAGCUGAACCCUGCCGUGGACCAGCACUGCAAGCAGGCGAAGCAGCGGUGGUGCGAGGGAGAGCCGGACGGAGAGGGCCACCUCACCGUGUGCCUCCUGCUACACAUGCACUACGAGGAGAUGGAGGUGGCGUGCCGCGAGGCGCUCGAGGGCGAACAGGACAAGAGGGCGAGCUCGCUUCGGUUCAACCCGCUCGUCAAGAAGAUGUGCAGCAAGGACCUCACGCGCCUCACCGAAGAGAAGAAGUGCAAAGCUGACCACGGUGCCAAGAGAGCGGGCACUUGGAUAGACUGCGUCACGGACAACGUGGAAGACAUCCACGACACGGACUGCAAGAGCGCCGUGCUCAAGGUGAUGCAGAUGCAGAGCGCAGACCUCCGCGCCGUGCCGAGGAUGCACACGGCCUGCAUGGAAGACCUCCGGGAGCUGUGCCCCAAGACCGCGCCCGGCGGGGCCCGUUGGCACGAGUGCCUGCGGCAGAAGGUCGGCUCGGUUCGCAGCGGCGAGUGCAAGGAGCUGGUCUUGAAGGUCUGGCGCGCCGACAACAACAGUGCCACCCUGAACUUCAAAACCCGAAAGCACUGCGCAAACGAGGUGGUAGGGUUCUGUGCGGACGUGCAGCCAGGAGAGUCCAGGGUGCUCAGAUGCCUGGCGCUCAACAGCCAGGAGGCAGGCUUUGGAGAGAAGUGCAGGAAAUCGAUCUCGAAGAUGAAUAUCAGUUCACUGGUGGGCAUGAAAUCCUUGCGCACUGGCGGACAUAACGUGAUGAAUGAGCUGGAAGAGAUCAUCGCUCGAUUUCGAAUCCGCGAUGAGACGAUCGGAGAGAACGCCGUCCUUCUUAUGUUUGGCUCAGUUGGCUUUGUAACAGUUGUGAUUGCGUGGUUCGUCUGGUGCAUAUUCGGGGAGAAGCUCCGGAAAAUAUUUGGCGGCAAGUCAGGAUACGCGGUGGUUGUGCCGAGGGACUUGGAUUGUUGA
This is a messenger RNA of Prorocentrum cordatum, 1521 nucleotides long. The record is from the annotation of a GenBank genome assembly. Lineage: Eukaryota; Dinophyceae; Prorocentrales; Prorocentraceae.